AUGGGCGGCCGUCGGCCUGAGAGCAGGGACACUGGGAAGUUUGCAAAGCUCAUGAGGAAAAGCCUGGAGAUUGCAAGAUCCCAGGCCAAGAAAUCCCAGAUUGUGGAGAGCAUAAAGGAGGAGAUCUGUCCCUGGGAGAGCCAGGGCAUGGAAAAGUAUCAAGAAAAACCCCAUGCAGGGAGCUCGGCUCUGCUCAAGUCACCCUCAAAGAAAUCUCAGAGCGGGGAGAGCCUGAAGGCUGAGGUCUGUCCUUGGGAGGAGCAGGAGGUCAAAUCCCCUGACAAGGCAGAAAUCUGCCCCUGGGAGACGGCCGCUCCACCAUCAGGCAAAGAGAAAUUAAGAGAAGAAAAAGGUGUCCUGUCCGUGGAGAGAAGCCCUCCUACAGGUCAAGGUGUCCAUAAAGAGAUUGGAGACAGCGCAGCUGCAAAGAAGGAGAAAGGAAGCAGAGGUCAUGAGUCCAUCUGUCCAUGGGAGAGCCCGGACAUGGAGAAACCUGCAGAAAAACUCCACAUCAGGACCCCAGCACUGCCCAAAUCCCCUUCAAAGAAAUCCCAGAGCAAGGAGAGCCUGAAGACUGAAAUCUGUCCUUGGGAGGCAGAGGAGGCCGAGUCCACCGACAAAGCAGAAAUCUGCCCCUGGGAAGUGGCAGCUCCAUCGUCAGCUAAAGAGAAAUCAAGAAAGGACAAAGAUGCUUUGUCCACAGUGAUCAAAAUCCCUGCUACAGGUCAAGGUGUCCCUAAAGAGACUGGAGACAGCGCAGCUGCAAAGAAGGAGAAAGGAAGCGGAGAUCGUGAGUCCGUCUGUCCAUGGGAGAGCACAGACAUGGAGAAACCUGCAGAAAAACCCCAGGCCAGGAUCCCAGCGCUGCCCAAAUCCCCUUCAAAGAAAUCCCAGAGCGAGGAGAACCUGAAGACUGAAAUCUGUCCUUGGGAGGCACAGGAGGCUGAGUCCACCAACAAAGCAGAAAUCUGCCCCUGGGAAGUGGCAGCUCCAUCGUCAGCUAAAGAGAAACCAAGAAAGGACAAAGAUGCUUUGUCCACAGUGAUCAAAAUCCCUGCUACAGGUCAAGGUGUCCCUAAAGAGAUUGGAGACAGCGCAGCUGCAAAGAAGGAGAAAGGAAGCGGAGAUCGUGAGUCCGUCUGUCCAUGGGAGAGCACGGACAUGGACCAGCCUUCAGAAAAACCCCGCACCAGGAUCCCAGUGCUGCCCAAAUCAACAUCAAGGAAAUCCCAGAGUAAGGAGAGCCUGAAGGCUGAGAUCUGUCCUUGGGAGGUGCAGGAGGUUGAAGCCACUGAUAAAGCAGAAAUCUGCCCCUGGGAGUCAGUUGUUCUACCAUCAGCUCCCUCAGAUGAACCAGAGGGAAAGCAGGGUCCUGGGGGGGCUGCGAAGGGGGACAAGCGCUUCACACGCCAGGCAGCGCUGGGCAGCCCGGCCAGAUCCGUGGAGCAGGGCAGCAGCGAGCGAGAGGCUGUGUGUCCCUGGGAGAGCCUGGGCACGGAGCAGCCCCAGCAAAAACCUCGUGGUGGGAGCCCUGCAGGGCCCAAAUCAGCAUCAAAGAAAUCCCAGAGUGGGGAGAGCCUGAAGGCUGAGGUCUGUCCUUGGGAGGCGCAGGAGGCUGAGGCAACCGACAAAGCAGAAAUCUGCCCCUGGGAGACGGCUGUUCUACCAUCAAGUAAAGAGAAAUCAAGACAGGACAAAGAUGUUCUGUCCACAGUGAUCAAAAGCCCUCCUACAAGUCAAGGUGUCCACAAAGAGACUGGAGACAGCGCAGCUGCAAAGAAGGAGAAAGGAAGCGGAGAUCGUGAGUCUGUCUGUCCAUGGGAGAGCACAGACACGGAGCAGCCCCCAGAAAAACCCCGCACCAGGAUCCCAGUGCUGCCCAAAUCAACAUCAAGGAAAUCCCAGAGUAAGGAGAGCCUGAAGGCUGAGAUCUGUCCUUGGGAGGCGCAGGAGGCUGAGGCAACCGAUAAAGCAGAAAUCUGCCCCUGGGAGGUGACUGCAGCUCUGCCGGAGAAAGGAGCAGCCCUGGGCGAUGUAAGCGUCCUCCCACAAAAAGCGGGUCCCUCCAAAGCACUGGAGAAGGGGAGCAGUGAGCGCGAGGCCGUGUGUCCCUGGGAGAGCCUGGGCCUGGAGGAGCCCUCCCCAAAAACUGCAACAGGGAAGGAGCCGUCAGACAGCACAGAGAGCUGGAAAUCUGAUGUUUGCCCCUGGGAAGCAGCAGAGCCCACUGGGUCGGAGAAGACACACUUCAGCCCAGGCAUGCACCCACCAGGAGAUGGUGGAGCAUCCCCCACUGGGACGGGGAAGUCAAAGCUGGUGUCUCCAACAGCCCCGCUGAAAAAACCCAAGGGCAGAUCCACCGGCGAGGCUGGGCACAAACCCCUGUGCCGUGUCGUGCCGGGCAUCCAGCCUCCAACAGGACCCAGGGCACAGCCUCCGGGGGAGAGCAUGGCCCCCACAGCAGGGAGCAGCCCUGGCACUGCCACAGCUGAGGUUUGUCCCUGGGAAGCAGAAGAGGCUCUGCCAGCAUCUGACCAGACCAGCACAGACACCAGGAGACCUCCCGAGGUGUGCCCGUGGGAGGUGGAGAGCAUGGAUCCCACCCGGAGCUCCCAGGACAGAGACAGGGGCGCGAGUGAAACCAAACCUGACGUCUGCCCAUGGGACCAUGAGUAG
Messenger RNA from Mesitornis unicolor (brown roatelo), 2676 nucleotides. It is a transcript of the gene GPR179, whose product is annotated as G protein-coupled receptor 179. Lineage: Eukaryota; Metazoa; Chordata; Aves; Mesitornithiformes; Mesitornithidae. Bases 1 to 2676 code for a protein of 891 amino acids. The transcript is spliced from 2 exons. The record is from RefSeq and is a predicted model, not a curated record.